CGCAGAAGGAGCACGUCAGACUGCAUAAAGGGGAUACAUGCAUCGGGAGAGACGUCGUAGCUAGAUAUUUCAAACUAUUCAAGACCUGUCGUAGUCGUCUCGAAACUCAAAAUGUACCGCUUGCGGGCGUUGUCGGCGGUAGCGUUGGGGCUGGUGCAGUUGUCACGUCGUUACCAUGGUGAGGCUGUGAGGGGCGGGGCCGGUAAAAGGAGACUGAUGCUAGCAGCUCUGGUGGGUGUGACCGGGGCCUCAGCCAGCGCUGGACUGCUCUGGACCAGAGCCUACGCAGAUGCCGGGCCUUCCGUCGAGCACGACGAACAUCCCGAGGUAAAGGAGGCGGGGUUUGUGAAAGAGGCAGAGUCAGAGGCCGAGAGUUCGGUGGAGGCCAGCGACGGAGAGGAGGGAGGAGCGGAUGGAAAGAAGAAGAAACCACGAUCGGGAUUCCGUGACCGCAAGGUGAUGGAGUAUGAGAAUAGGAUUAGAGCCUACUCCACUCCAGACAAGAUCUUCCGUUACUUCGCCACGCUGAAGAUCAUCAGUGAGCAUGGAGAUGCAGAGGUCUACAUGACCCCACACGACUUUGUCCGUUCCAUCACCCCCAACGAGAAACAGCCAGAGAACCUGGGUCUGGAUCAGUUCCAGGUGAAGCGAUAUGAUGGAAAGAAGAUUUCCCAGGAGAGGGAGAAGUUUGCGGAUGAGGACAGUAUCUUCUUCACACUGGGAGAGUGUGGUCUCAUCUCCUUCUCUGAUUACAUCUUCCUCACUACCGUGCUCUCUACGCCCCAGAGGAACUUUGAGAUCGCCUUCAAGAUGUUCGACCUGAACGGAGAUGGAGAGGUGGACCUGGAGGAGUUUGAACAGGUCCAGAGUAUCAUCAGGUCUCAGACCAGUAUGGGGAUGCGUCAUCGGGACCGCUCCACUACGGGUAACACCCUGAAGACUGGCGGCUGCAGCUCUGCUCUUACCACAUACUUCUUCGGUGCCGACCUGAAGGGCAAACUGACCAUCGGCCAUUUCCUGGAGUUCCAGAGGAAGCUGCAACACGAUGUCCUUAAACUAGAGUUUAUGCGUAACGACCCAGUGGAUGGGUGCAUAACAGAGAGGCAGUUCGGAGGCAUGCUGCUGUCCUACAGCGGAGUCCAGUCACGUAAACUCAAACAGAUGCAGAAGGGACUCAAGAAGAUGUUCAAAGAUGCUCAGGGCAUUACGUUUGAGGAGGUGGAGAAUUUCUUUACCUUCCUGAAGAAUGUGAAUGAUGUGGAUACAGCUCUGAGUUUCUACCACAUGGCCGGAGCCUCCAUCGAUAAAGCCACGAUGAAGCAGGUGGCCCGUACGGUGGCUAAAGUGGAGCUGUCUGAUCAUGUGUGUGACGUCGUGUUCGCUCUGUUCGACUGCGAUGGUAAUGGAGAACUGAGUAAUAAGGAGUUUAUAGCCAUAAUGAAGCAGCGUCUGAUGCGAGGUCUAGAGAAACCUAAAGACAUGGGUUUCACCCGGUUGGUACGAGCCAUGGUGAAGUGUGCCCAAGACACCGCAUGGGACUUCGCCAUGCCAAAACAGAAUUAGACACCUGUGUGUGUGUGUGUGUGUCAUGCCCAAGCAGCAUUAAGGAUGGGAGGGAUGUGAGAAUGCAAGUGUGUGUAUUCCAGUGACGAAAAGGGUGCUCACUCUGCUCCUCCACACCACUCUAAACGUCGAUGACGUCUUCUGGCUCUCUGUGUCUCUGUGUGUGUCUGUCUCUCUGUGUCUCUCUCUGUGUGUCUCUCUCUCUCUCUCUCUCUCUCUCUCUCUCUGUGUCUCUCUCUCUGUGUCUCGGAUUAAAAGCAUAUAGUUAAUUGGCAACAAUAGGCGUUAUAACUCAUCUGUUCACACCAAUUAAAGACAUCAAACUCAUUUUGACAUCAGCUCUGGCGUAAACAUCAUGUUACUACAAUAUGGUUCUUUCAUCCCAAAUGACACCCUAUUCCCUAUGCAGUGCACUACUUUAGACCAGGGCCCUAUGGGGAAUGGCACCCUAUUCCCUAUGUAGUGCACUACUUUAGACCAGGGCCCUAUGGGUCUUCUUAUGGGCCCUGGUCAAGCGUAGUGCACUGCAUAGGGAAUAGGGUGCCAUUCCCCAUAGGGCCCCGGUCUAAAGUAGUGCACUACAUAGGGAAUAGGGUGCCAUUUUGAGAUGCUGACGCGGCAGUUUGUCCUAAGAGGCUUUCCAUGGACGGCUCUCCGCAAUGCAUCAUGGGUAUUAUUAGGGGAUGGGAGUUACAAUCUUGUAUAUUUAUUGUUUUGGCGAAUGUAAUGUAAACAAACACAACCCUUUUCCCUGAAUAAGGAUUAAACAGCACUUUAUAAACCCUCGUUAUAGUUUAGAGGAUUUAUGUUUGACUGCAAAACACAACACAAGAAAUCCUGUUACUCCCUCAAUUCAAAGGUUAAAGGAUUCAUUUAAAUCAUGUGGAAUGUCUCUCUAAAAUAGGUGUCUCUCUAUAAGGCUGUUCCAUCUCUCCUCUCUCAUCCUCUCUGUCCUUCUAUCCCUCCAUCUAAUGUGUCUCUCUAUGAGGCUGUUCCAUCUCUCUCCUCUUCCAUCUCUCUCAUCCUCUCUGUCCUUCUAUCCCUCUAAUGUGUCUCGAAGAUAUUCUACAACUGUACAGACUGUCGACGUUGGAGUUGUUUUCCCUGCUACCAUCCCGGCCUGUUUUAUUUCAGAGAGCGGGUUAUUAUUACUGAAUGACUUUAUAAUUCUGAUGUUCAACCAGAGUAUCAUUAAAGAUGUUUGUUUUUCUGAA
This is a messenger RNA of Oncorhynchus nerka (sockeye salmon), 2777 nucleotides long. It is a transcript of the gene micu1, whose product is annotated as mitochondrial calcium uptake 1. The coding region runs from base 112 to 1563 and encodes 483 amino acids. The transcript is spliced from 13 exons. Gene Ontology annotation, biological process: calcium import into the mitochondrion; mitochondrial calcium ion homeostasis. Gene Ontology annotation, cellular component: uniplex complex. The record is from RefSeq and is a predicted model, not a curated record. Gene Ontology annotation, molecular function: calcium ion binding. NCBI's taxonomy places the organism in Eukaryota, Metazoa, Chordata, Actinopteri, Salmoniformes, Salmonidae.